Charadrius vociferus (killdeer) is the source of this 2382-nucleotide messenger RNA. It is a transcript of the gene GPAT2, whose product is annotated as glycerol-3-phosphate acyltransferase 2, mitochondrial. Lineage: Eukaryota; Metazoa; Chordata; Aves; Charadriiformes; Charadriidae. The record is from RefSeq and is a predicted model, not a curated record. Gene Ontology annotation, cellular component: mitochondrial membrane. The transcript is spliced from 21 exons.
AUGGCUCAUAUAGGGGAUUCGCAGGUGUCUCAUAUAGGGUUGUGCUGCGCACCCCGGAUGAAAAACUGGGCCUGCGAUUCGGGGCAAAAACUGGAAAUGUUCAUCCCUUUUCUGGGCAAGUGCCGUCCAUUCUCGGGGCGUUGCUGCCCGACCUGCACCCCGAAGAGUUGGGACGGUUUCUACCACAAACAUCUCUCCUCUCUCGGCUUCCGUGACGCCAUCCGGGUGACGGAGGAGGACACGCGGUACCGGGGCUGGCUGGUCCGGAGGGUCUGCGCUUUCCUCGCUGUCUGGGAUUGGAAAAUUCCCGCUGACACCCCCAGAGACCUCCCGGCGCGGAUUUGCCGCAGCAAGAGGUAGGUGGGAACGGCCGGAGGGAACGCUCCGGGAGGGGACGGUAAAUCCCACUGCCGGCGGUGUAAGGAGAAAAUACUGGCGAUCCUGGCGGAAAUCCAGGCCCCGCUCUCCCUUCUCACGCUGAGGCUGUGCAACUGGUUUCUGCUCAAGCUCCUGAACCGCCUCUUCCUCAGCGUGCAGCUCCACCGAGGGCAGCUGGAGAUGGUGCUGAGGGCCACCAGGACGCCCGACGUGCCGCUGGUUUUCCUCUCCACCCACAAAUCCCAGCUGGAUGGGCUGCUCCUGUCCUUCCUCCUCUUCUCCCAGGGGCUGGGGGUGCCCCGGGUGACGGUGGGCGGUCAGGUCUGCAGCCCUCGCCUCCGCGCCCUGCUCGCCCGCCUGGGAGGGAUUUUCCUGCCUCGGAGAACGGAGCAGACAUCAAGUGAGCAAGACGAAGGGCUGCCAGGGGCUGUCCUGGCCACGUACGUCGAGGAGGUGCUGAGGAGCCAACAGCCUCUCCUCAUCUUCCUGGAAGAGCCCCCCAUCGCCCUGCGCCUCUCUGCCGCUGCCCGGCAGUGGCUGGCCCUGGUGUACCGAGCCGUGCGGGAUGGCGCCGUCCCUGACGUCCUCCUGGUCCCCGUGGGCAUCGCCUACGACGUGGUCCCCGGUGGUUUGCAGCGGGAAGGAGUGAGUGCUCAGCCCCUUGGCCUCGGCAAUUGCCUCUGGGCAGCGUGCCGUGCUGCAUGCCAAAACCUCGGCUGCGCCCGGGUGGACUUUGCCCAGCCCUUCUCCUUACAGGAGUUUGUGGCCAAAAACCUCAUCCAGCAGAGCUGCAGGGAGAAGCCACUGGAGGAGCUGCUGCUGCCCGCCAUCCUCGGCACGUGGGAAGUGGGCGCCAAGCAUCGGGGCAGCGUGUCACCCAGCUUAGGGCCAGAAGAGGAAAUAUUGGUGACCGAGCUGGGCCUGCACUCCCUGAGCGACGGCGUUGCCUGCUCCGCUGUCAUGGCUGUGGGGAUCACAUCUGCGCUGCUGCUGCACAAACACCGGGAGGGCAUCUUCCUCUCCUGCCUGAUGCUGGACUUCGCCUGGUUGCUGGAGGAGAUCCUGCUGCGCCAGCGCGAUGUGGGCUUCUCGGGGCAGCUCCGUGCCCUGGUGCAGCACAGCCUCACCCUCCUCGCCUCCCAAAUCACCCUCUACCACCUCUCCCCCGUGGGUGACAUCCUGGUGGUCCCCAAGGCCUCGGCGGUGGCCCUGAAGGAGCUGAGCCACCACAGCGCUGCCAUCCUGCCCGUCUUCGCCGGUGAGGCGGUGGGAGCCUGUGCCAUCCACGCCUUGCUGAUGGAGAUGCUGCCCUUCCUGGGGGUGACCGUCGGACCCUCCGCCAUCGUCCUCAGCCAGGAUGAGCUGCGCCGCAAAACCCUGGAGCUGCUCCGGCUGCUGCCCCCAAAUCUCUUGGGGCUCCAGCCCUGCAAGCCCCUGGACUGCCUGAGCCAGGACAUCGUGGACAAGCUCCUCCUCUGCGGGCUGCUGGAGGCUGAAGAACCAGAGAGCGAGCGCUGGGUCUGCGAUUUGGCCCCGCAGCCCUGCUGCCGUCGACAACCCUGGGCAGGGAUGGACUUCACCGACAGCGACAGCGACGACGAAGUCCCCAAGCGCUGCUUCAAGCUCCGCGAGCCCCAGGGCUCUCACGGCUUCCUCCUCUUCCUCUGCCGCCUCCUGAGCCCCGUGCUGAGGACCUAUGCCAGAGCGGUGGCUUUCCUGGACCGUCCCAGCUGGCCCCAGCCCGAGGGAGCCUAUGUGGAGGCGCUGCUGCAGUUCCUGAGCGAGGAGAACGAUUUCGUGGGGGUUCCCUCUGGGAUUUCUCUCCCUCCAGAGCACCCCAACAGCAGCCUGGCCCUCAGCUCGCUGCAGACCUUCAAGGAGAUGGGGGUGCUGGAGGAGGUGCGGACCCCUGCCGGCCCCCUGCUCCACCUCGCCCAGUCCUUCCGCUCCAGCACCAACCGGGCCAAACUGGAAGCCUUCAUCCAGCAGUUCACCAUGCCGUAG